AUGAGUGUUCAGACCCCACCCACACUCCUGAAGUUGGCAAGGCAGGCUCUGCUCAGAGAUGAGGCUUUGGCCAUGUCCUCUGUGGAGGAGCUGCCUCGGGAACUCUUCCCAGCACUGUUCAAAGAGGCCUUGGAUGGCAGAAAGACCAUGCUCAUAAAGACAAUGGUGGCAGCCUGGCCUUUCCCCUGUCUCCCUGUGGGAGCAUUGAUGGUGACACCUGACCUGGAAACCUUGAAGGCUGUGCUAGACGGAGUAGACAUGCGACUGACAAGAGAGUUUCACCCCAGAAGGCAAAAGCUUCAGAUUCUUGACUUGAGGAAUGUGAACCAUGCCUUCUGGAACACAUGGGCUGGUGAAGAGGAGUGUGACUAUUUAACUGAGACUGUGGAUGAGAAGCAAGUAGUGACGAUCCUUCCCAGACAUGCGCUGAAGGACUGUCUGAGUGUGGUAGUUGACUUUUACAUCCAUUACUGUCUGAAAGACGAAGAAGCAUGCUUACUGCAGUGGGCUCAGCAGAGAAAGGCCUAUAUAAAUUUCUGCUGUGUGAAGAUGAAGAUCUGGGCUCUGCCUUUCUAUGUUAUCCAAGGAAUUUUGGAGGUUUUCCAUCCUAAGCACAUACAGGAAUUUAAGCUCAACAUAGGGUGGAUUGAGGACACAGUGUCACGUUUUACUCCUUGCUUCGGGCAGAUGACAAAUCUCCAUACAUUGUCCCUGGCACCCACCUACAACAAAACCUUUAAGCAUGGCUGGACCACUAGUCCUAGAGAACAGAAGUAUGUCAACAAGUUCAUUUCUCAGUUCUCCAAUCUCAAGGGUCUCCAGCAUCUCUCCAUGAAGGGCUUGGGCUUUCUCAGAGACCAUAUGAAGCAGCUCUUUGGGUGCCUGAGGAAGCCCUUAGAGACCCUCUCCAUCACUCACUACCAAAUUUCACAGUCAGACUUGGAUUCCUUUUCCUGCUCUCAGAGGCUCUUUCAGCUCAAACAUCUGGACAUGAGAGGCAUAAUCUUAUUGCUUUUAGAUAUAAUGCCUCUCAAAGUUCUCCUAGAAAAUCUGGCAGACACCUUGCAGUCCCUGGACUUAAAGGGUUGUAGGAUGAGUAACUCUCAACUCACUGUUCUCAUACCUGCCCUCAGCCACUGCUCCAAGCUCACAAAAGUCAACUUCUACAACAAUAAUUUCUCCAUGCCCAUCCUGAAGGACUUCUUGAGGCACACAGCCAACUUGAACAAAUUGAAUGUGGAACAGUACCCUGCCCCUCUGGAGUGCUACGAUGACUUGGGUGCCCUCUCCACAGAGCUAUUUGUCCAACUUUGUGCUGAGCUCAUGGAUACACUCCUGGCAGUAAGACAACCCAAGAACAUCUCCUUUGCAUCAGAAGUCUGUGUUAGAUGUCGUGAGCGCUGCGUCUAUGCCCUAGGGCCCAGACUUUGUCUUUGCUGGCAGUAA
This is a messenger RNA of Arvicanthis niloticus (Nile rat), 1446 nucleotides long. NCBI's taxonomy places the organism in Eukaryota, Metazoa, Chordata, Mammalia, Rodentia, Muridae. The record is from RefSeq and is a predicted model, not a curated record.